Styela clava is the source of this 1154-nucleotide messenger RNA. RefSeq lists its product as uncharacterized. NCBI's taxonomy places the organism in Eukaryota, Metazoa, Chordata, Ascidiacea, Stolidobranchia, Styelidae. The record is from RefSeq and is a predicted model, not a curated record.
GCUUGUAUUUCAGAUAUUUCUUAGUAGUCUGAAAACGUAGACUAGCAAAAAUGGUUAUCAAAUAUACUGGGGAGGAUCACUUCAAAUCUACGUAUUCCUCAUUUUAUGCUAAAGGACCAACGCGAUACCAACGGCCGAUAUCACUGAGGCAUCAGCCAACUCAACUUCUUCUCCCAGUUAUUCAACAUGGCGACAAACAGUUAGUCGAAUGCAGAACUCAUGCUGACUAUAUAGACAGAAAAAAAUACGCUCGGCCUAUCGGUCUCACUCAUGAUAAUCCCAUUUGUCUGGGUCUUGGCAGUUUUACUGAUGCACCUGUUGAAAAUGCUCAUAAAGAAAUAGUUUCUUGUCCACGACCACAAGAUAAAAAGUUUAAAAGAGGAAAGAAAAAGUGUUCAAACUCCUCGGGGAAUUAUGUAGUAGAAGCAAAAGAUGCAUUGAGACAGGGGGAGCAUUUAGAUGAUAUGAUUGUUCGUCUGAGGUGGAUACCAAGUACGUAUAGACAACAAGAAGAAGAAUGCUUGACGGUUCCGAAUUGGAAGGUACCGCGAACAACAAUGGAAAAAAAUGCCGAUGUGGUCAGGAACAGACCGAAAAGAUACGAAUCAUCUGUGGGUGCCUGGCAAACAGUGGCAUCAUCCUGGGAUCGAUUGCAAAUGAGACAGCCCAUAUCACGUAGCACAUGUUGCAAAGAUAAUAAAGUUUCAAAGAAUCAACAAAAUCAGCUUGAAGUAGAAAAGGCGAUUACACAAGGCAUUGAAAAUUACAGAACAAAUAGUUCGUAUGUUAUAGCGGAUCAGUCACGUGUUCGAAAGCUACCCGGAUAUGGUGGUUUUGUGCCGAGAGAACCAGUUGAAAGAAUAAAAUAUCCACAGAGACAAGGUGUCUUCCAAACAUCAUCAUCGAGUACAUAUCAUAACUUUCCUGGCUAUACGGUUCCUGGGUUACAUUCUAAAGGCCCAUUGUCUCGUAUGGUUACUUUGGUUUAUCCAUGCAACCCGUUCAAACUGACGCCGUCUACGAUGCAGACAAGAAUCAAUCCUUUAUACUAAACAAUUUUGAGUAAAAUAAACAGCAAUGAUAUUUACCGUAUUCUUCUGUGUUGGAGUGACGGUUGGGACUCAAAAUGAUCGCGCUGGUUAUCAAACACAAAA